Leptosia nina is the source of this 300-nucleotide messenger RNA. Lineage: Eukaryota; Metazoa; Arthropoda; Insecta; Lepidoptera; Pieridae. The record is from the annotation of a GenBank genome assembly.
AUGAACGAUCGAUUCGAUGUGGAAUUACAAAUGGUUAAUAAUAAGGAGGUAACUCAGGUUAAUAAAAUUAAGGAAAGUCCCGGAAACGAUGUUACGGCUUUAGGAACUGUUGGUGCAAGGCAAAAUCAAAGAACAUGGGUCCUGUUUAGUUUUGGUGGAGGGGGUGAUGACGACGGUGAUGACGAUGAUGAUGAGGAGGAAGACCGUUAUUACUUGGGUACUCUUUUGCUCCUGCUUGCUACAGAAGUGUAUUGUGCUUGCGUCGGUUCGUGGGAUGGGUUGAUUUAUACGGGCGCGUAA